Molecule: messenger RNA, 3420 nt
Organism: Hemiscyllium ocellatum (epaulette shark)
Lineage: Eukaryota; Metazoa; Chordata; Chondrichthyes; Orectolobiformes; Hemiscylliidae
Product: interferon-induced GTP-binding protein Mx3-like
Exons: 14
Coding region: 280-2133 (617 amino acids)
Biological process (GO): defense response to virus
Cellular component (GO): microtubule; cytoplasm; nucleus
Molecular function (GO): GTPase activity; GTP binding; microtubule binding
Source: RefSeq, a predicted model, not a curated record
UGAAACUGAGAGAAAAGAGAGAGAGGGAGACAGAGGGAAAUAACAGCAGAGCUGGUUGAAGUGGUCUUUGCGGUAAGUCUGUAACUUAUGCAAGGUUCUCCAUAAGAUGAACCAGAGCUGCUGCUGAGGACGGUUAACGAAAGGAGCUUAUUCCUUCCAAAGGUGCACUGGUACAAGUGUAUGCCAGGAUUGAUAUUUCCGCCUUUUGUGGAUCCACCUAGACAGUUAAUUGCAUGUUCAUCUGACUAACUCACAAGUGAUCACAAACAGACACUGGCCAUGGACGCAGCGCUGUACAAUCACUAUGAAGAGAAGGUUCGACCUUGUAUUGAUCUCAUUGAUUCACUGAGAGCAUUGGGUGUGGAUCAGGACCUCUCUCUUCCAGCCAUUGCAGUGAUUGGAGACCAGAGCUCUGGGAAAAGCUCUGUGCUGGAGGCACUGUCUGGAGUCGCUCUCCCCAGGGGCAGUGGAAUUGUGACAAGAUGUCCUCUCGAACUGAAGCUGAAAAAUGUCAGAGACACCAAAAUAUGGAAGGCACAGAUAAGUUACAAGAAUUACUUGAAAGAACUGUCAGACCCAUCUGAGGUGGAGAAAGAAAUUGUGAAAGCUCAGAACAUCAUGGCUGGAAAUGACCAAGGGAUCAGCUCUGAGCUGAUCAGUGUGGAAGUGGAGUCUAGCAAGGUCCCUGAUCUGACAUUGAUCGAUCUGCCGGGAAUUGCAAGAGUGGCAGUUGGGAGCCAGCCACAGGAUAUUGGAGACCAGAUCAAGCAGCUGAUCAAUUUCUACAUCAGUGAAGAUAAGACCAUUAAUCUUGUUGUCAUCCCAUGUAAUGUUGAUAUAGCUACGACAGAGGCCUUGAAAAUGGCCCAGGAGGCUGAUCCUUCAGGGGAGAGAACUUUGGGGAUAUUAACAAAGCCAGACCUGGUUGACAAGGGGACAGAAGAAAGCAUCCUUAAAAUAAUCAGGAAUGAGGUUGUUGCUUUGAACAAAGGUUACAUGGUUGUCAAAUGUCGUGGACAGCAAGAUAUUAAUGAUCAACUGACCUUGGUGGAGGCACUGGAGAGGGAGAAAGCUUUUUUUAAAGGCAAUGAACUUUUCAGAACCCUUUUGGAAGAAAAGGUGGCAACGAUUCAGUGUGUGGCUGCCAGACUGACCACAGAACUUGUCAAUCAGAUCCGGAAAACCCUGCCAACCAUCGAAAAAGAGGUUCGAUGCAAAAUUGCUGAAACGAGUCGGGAACUGGAAUUGAUGGGAUCCGGUGUACCAGAGAUGGAUGAAGAGAGAGUCCCUUUCCUCAUUGAUAAAAUUAGAGCUUAUGGUGAAGACCUUUCCAACUUAACAAUUGGAGAAUAUUCAAGGGAAUAUGAGGAUAACAUGAAAAUAUACACGGUGGUCCGAAAGAGUUUUGGGAAAUGGCAUGAUCUCCUCGAUGAAGAUCAGACAGAAUUCAAAGAAAUAAUGAGUGACCAAGUGUCAGAGUACACUGAGAGGUCCCGUGGGAGAGAAUUGCCCGGAUUUACCAAUUACAGAAUCUUUGAGUCGCUAGCCAAGAAUCAGAUCAUGAAGUUGGAGCCUCCUUCUCUCACCAUGCUGAAGGUGAUAGCAGACCAGGUCCAGUCAGUAUUUAACAAUUUGGCCGUGCAGCAUUUUGUAGGGUUGCCAAACCUAAUGAGAAGUAUCAAGAGUAAGAUUGAUGAAAUUCGUGAGAUCCAGGAACAGGAAGCUGAGCGGAUGCUGAAGACUCUAUUCCAGAUGGAGAAAAUGGUCUACAGUCAGGACAUCAUUUAUUCCAACAAGCUGAAUCAAAUCCAGACCGAAUAUGAGGUACCAGAGGAGGAGAACCAGCAGAUAAUUUCUAUCAGCACCGACAUCACUGCAAUGUCCAUUCAUUUGGAAACCUAUUACCUGAUUGCUUCAAACCGACUGGCGGACCUGGUCCCCAUGGUCAUUCGAUUCUACCUCCUGCAGGAGUAUGCAAACAAGCUGCAGCGUAACUUACUGCAGUUACUGCAGGGUCAGGAGCGGAUGGAGGAGCUGCUGAGGGAAGAGGAAGAUAUCUUUGAGAAGCGCAGGUUUCUGAACAGUCGUUUGAAAAGGUUGAGAAAGGCCCGUCAGAUCUUGACCAUGUGUUGAAGCAAACCAUCUGCCAAUAGAUUUAAUGCAUAGUCAAUAAACUACAAAUGGUUUGAGAAUUGAUGACCUCCAAAUAGAAAUCUUGGAGAAAAUAUGCCGAUGAGAAAACAUUUCUGUCUUUUGGCAUUGUAUUCCUCCAUCUGUGAAAUCAAUGACCCAUCUUGUCUGUUCUUCCCAUUAUAUCAUAGCGGAUCUAUGUCUUAACUCCAUCUAUUCACCUCCAUCUAUAUCUCUAUCCUUGCAAGAUAAACAUCUCAUGUUAUUGAGUUUAGAAUGAUCAUAGAAUCACAAAAUUGUUACAGUGCAGAAGGAAGCUAUUCGGCUCAGACAGUUGUACCAUGGACAGAAACAGAAAGUGCUGAAGAAACUCCAGGUCUGGCAGCAUCUGUGGAGUGAAAGCCAGAGUUAACUUUUUGACUCCAGUGACCCUUUAUCUGAACUCUCAGCCUCCUAUUUAUUUUUGAUUGAUCUAGGAAGAAAGUUCUUGAUUUCCUCUAAUGUUUGAAUGAAGAAGUGUAUUUCUCCAUGGCUCUAACAGAGUUACACCCCCCACUUGUUCUGGAUUUGCCCAACAGAAGAAAUUAUUUCUUUCUUUCCAUCUUGUCAAUUUUAUUUGAUCAUCUUAAACACCUCCAUUAGAUCACACGUAAUUAUUUACAGUGUAAGUGGCCGAUGGGUAAGAACCGCAACCAGCCAUAGUUCUUGAAGGGACAGGAAACCAUAAUUAACAUGAUCCCAAAUUUCCCAUAGACGUGAGCAGCACAGGCAACUAGAAUAAUCUCCCUAGUGUGAGAUAUUGAUCCUGUUUAGUCAGCUUUAUCCAUUUCCCUUCUACAACACUUAACCCCUUCCAAGAGUUUGAGUUUUCAAGAAAAAUCUUGUGGAUAUUUUUUGCUUCCUUCACUGUUACCAGUUCUGGUUCUGACCUUUUGUUUUUGGUGAAUUUUAUUUUAUUCUUGGUAAAGGUUUUCCAAGAGGUUGCUCGGUAAAAAUAGAUGGUCUAACGUGAGUGUUUUAUGUUACUUGUUUUCAUGCACUGGAGCACAGUUUCUCAAUCACGAUGUGAGAUGUGCUGUUCUUCUAUUGUGUAUUAGAAUGAUGUUUUUUUUUCUCAAAGUGUAAUGGUUUAUUGAGAGAUCUAGCUGGCAUCUUAGGUGAGACUCUGAUUCCAGCAUAAACUGACUGGACGGGAACUUCACACCGGUGACAAUCAAGACUUUCUGCCAGGUUGGUGGUUUAGUGCUAUAAUGAAUCUCUGACUUGUUCAAUAAAGAGACAAUUUAAGUA